GUCUUUAUUCUCGCCGCCUCGCGCACGCCCAUCGGCAGCAUCAAUGGGGUGCUCGCUUCCGUCAAAGCGCCAGAGCUUGGUAUUGCCGCAGUCAAGCAUGCGGUCGAGCGCGCGGGUAUCAAGGCGGACAGGGUAGAGGAGGUGUACCUCGGGAAUGUCGUUCAGGCUGGGGUUGGACAGAGUCCCGCCCGGCAGGUUGUGAUUGGCGCUGGAAUGCCCGACUCGGUCGACGCCACCACCAUCAACAAGGUCUGCGCUUCCGGCCUCAAGUCGGUCAUGCUGGCCAGCCAAAACAUCAAGCUCGGCGUCCGCGGCGUUAUGGUCGCUGGCGGUAUGGAGAGCAUGUCGAACGCACCAUUCCUCCUCCCCCGUACCAACCCCGCCUUUGGCCACGUCCAAGCGCAAGACUCCCUCGUCACCGAUGGUCUCUUUGACGUCUACAACAAAUUCGCCAUGGGCAACUGCGCCGAGCACACCGCGUCCAAGCUCAGCAUUUCCCGGGAGGACCAAGACGACCACUGCCUGUCGUCCUACACCCGCGCCGCCGAGUCCUGGGGACAAGGCCUCUUCGCCGACGAGAUCGCCCCUGUGACGAUCAAGGGCAAGAAGGGCGACGUGGUGGUCAAGGAGGAUGAAGAGUACAAGAAGUUUAUCAAGGAGAAGUACAGGGGAUUGAAGAGUGUCUUCAUCAAGGAGGGGACCGUCACGCCUGCCAACGCGAGCAGCUUGAACGACGGUGCUAGCGCUGUCGUUCUGGCCUCAGGGAGCGUGGUGGAGAAGGAGGGCCUGAAGCCGAUCGCCAAGAUCCUAGGCUUCGCCGAUGCCGCAUGCGCCCCUAUCGACUUCCCUACCGCCCCCACCCUCGCCGUUCCCGCCGCUCUCAAGGCUGCCGGUGUCUCUCAGGACGACAUUGCGCUCUGGGAGUUCAACGAGGCAUUCUCGGUUGUCGCCUGUGCGGCUGAAAAGGUGUUGAAGCUGGACCGGAGCAUUGUCAAUGUCCGCGGUGGUGCUGUGGCUUUGGGACACCCCAUCGGAUCCUCCGGCUGUCGUAUUCUUGUCACCCUCAUCCACGCGCUCAAGCCCGGACAGAAGGGUGUGGCGGCGAUCUGCAACGGUGGUGGUGCGGCGAGCGCGAUGGUGAUUGAGAGGCUUUAG
Dioszegia hungarica is the source of this 1155-nucleotide messenger RNA. Its product is annotated as Thiolase, N-terminal domain-containing protein. The transcript has 5 exons. NCBI's taxonomy places the organism in Eukaryota, Fungi, Basidiomycota, Tremellomycetes, Tremellales, Bulleribasidiaceae. The annotation marks the transcript as partial. Gene Ontology annotation, molecular function: acetyl-CoA C-acetyltransferase activity. The record is from RefSeq and is a predicted model, not a curated record. Gene Ontology annotation, biological process: fatty acid beta-oxidation.